AAAAGUUAUAAAUAAUAAUAUGUAUAGUGGUAGUGAAGUGAACUCAGUAAGUGUUCUGUGAGUGAACUCUCGGACUAUAAUAAAUCGUGAUCUGUGUAGUGAACUUGAAUUGUACGGAAUAUUGAUAACGUGGUGUGUGUAUACAUAAUAUUAUCUGCUAUCUAGAAAAACAACUUAAUAAGUUGUUUAUCUACAGCUUUCUAUACAGAUUACACUCGCAGUAGACUACAGUAUUUAAACUUAUUUCAGACACAAAUGUCGUGUACAUGAACGUGAUUAGUCCACUAUUUUAUUAUUGAUAACCAAUUAUGUAUAGGCCACUAUCACUUUUGAUUAUAAAUAUAAGUAAACAUAAUGUUGCAUCACAGAUAAAAUACUCUACAGCUAUAUUGCCGAGAUUGUCUUCGGAAAAAUACAAUAUAAAGCGCAAGAGCUUUGGAAAUAUAAAUGAAUCGGAUAUCAAUCACUUUAGGUCCAUCCUCAGUGAAAAUCGCGUAAUCACUGAUGAAUCAGACGUGUUGCCCUAUAAUAUUGAUUGGAUUAAAAAUUGCAGAGGACAGUCGAAGGUUGUUUUGAAACCAAAGACAACAGAUGAGGUGUCUGAAGUGCUUGCAUAUUGCAACAGCAAAAAACUGGCAGUAUGCCCUCAAGGAGGAAAUACCGGUCUAGUUGGCGGAUCGGUUCCGGUAUUCGAUGAAAUCGUUUUAAACUUCAGCUUGAUGAAUAAAGUUAUAAGUCUGGAUGACAUCUCUGGUGCAUUGGUGUGCGAAGCGGGUUGCAUAUUAGAGAACCUAGACAAUUAUGUCCGUCAACACAAUCUAAUAAUGCCCUUGGACCUUGGUGCCAAAGGGUCGUGUCAUAUUGGAGGCAAUGUCAGCACUAAUGCGGGGGGACUGCGACUUUUGAGAUAUGGAAACCUGCAUGGAUCUAUACUGGGUCUAGAAGCCGUUAAAGCGGAUGGUACAGUUAUUGAUUGCCUCCGGACCCUUAAGAAAGAUAACACAGGAUAUCAUUUAAAGCACUUGUUCAUUGGCUCUGAAGGUACUCUUGGAGUAGUCACUAAAGUGGCUGUACACUGUCCGGCAGUUUCUAAAGCCGUGUCACUCGGAUAUUUUGGCGUGAACACAUUUGAAGAUGUAUUACAGCUGUACAGAAACGCGAAGAUUUCAUUGGGCGAGAUACUAUCUGCUUUUGAAAUGGCUGAUAACCGGGCCAUAUGUUCCACCGUAAAGAAUCUGAAACUCACAAAUCCUUUAGAAGACUACCCUUUCUAUGUCCUCAUUGAAACAAGCGGAUGUGAUGAGGAGCACGAUAGUGAAAAACUGAACAGGUUUUUGUCGAAGGAAAUGGAAUCUGGUCAUAUAAUAGAUGGAACUGUUACUUCAGAGCCUGCUAAAAUGAGGACAAUUUGGAACAUUCGAGAAAACAUUGCGGAGGCCGGUUUACACGACGGUUACGUCUUCAAAUACGACGUCUCAAUACCACUCAACAACUAUUACGACAUUGUGUUAUUGCUGCGAAAGAAACUAGAGGGCAAAUAUACUAAUAUUUAUGGAUAUGGACACAUUGGUGAUGGCAACAUUCACAUAAACGUUACCGUGCCAGAAUACUCCAAGGAGGUAUGUGACAUGUUGGAGCCUUACAUAUUCGAGCAAGUCGCCAAGCUGAAGGGAUCUAUCAGCGCUGAACACGGAGUAGGUUUCCGUAAGCCACAGUUCAUACAUUACAGUAAGGAUGAAUCAGCUCUGCGUCUCAUGAAGGAUUUAAAACACCUGAUGGAUCCUAACGGUAUUCUCAAUCCUUAUAAGGUGCUACCAGAUGUGUAAAUACUAUGUACAUCCUAAAGUAUUGCCUAAAAUGUCGUUAACAUUCAUUAAAUUACGUAGACAACUGCACUUACCUAGCAAAUUAAGCUUUUGACAAUACAGAUAUGUACUUCACACUAUAGACUCAUACAUGUCUGGCUUGUGCCGCAUGAAACUUAUACCCUCACACAAAUACUUCAUGGAAUCGUCUGCCGGCUGCCUUAUUUCCGAACCGAUAACCUUUAGGCUGGGCGCCGCUUGCACCCCUUUAUUAGAGGUGAUAAAACGUGUGUCCUGUUAUACUGUUUUUUAGCUAUAACGAGUUUUCACUACACUUUAGCUGUGUUCAUAAUCAUCAUUUCGCCCGGAAGACGUCCACUGGAUGAAUGCCUCCCCCAAAGAUCGGUCCUGCGCUGCCCUCAUCCAACUUAUUCUGGUGAUCUUGACCAGACCGUCGUUCCAUCUUGUGGGGGGCCUAUUAACACCACGUCUUCCGGUACGUGGUCAUCAUUCGAGGACUUUACUGCCCCAACGGCCAUCUGUCCGUCGAGCUAUGUGCCCUGCCCACUGCCACUUCAGUUUCGCAAUCAUUUGGGCUAUGUUGGUGACUUUGGUUCUCCUACGGAUCUUCUCAGUUUAGCGCGAGUAUCUCUGAAAAAGCGAUACGCGACAAAAAAAAACUAAUCAUCGCCAUGAUAGCUGUGUUAUUAAUAAGUAAAGGUAUUCCCAAAAUGAAAACGUUUUGUCGUUAUCUUACCUUUGUCACUACAGAAUAACAUGACAGAGAAGUAAUUUUAUACUUAGAGUAACUUUACAUUGUGUUUAUUAAUAAGACAGCAGUAGUUUAUAACAUUGUGAUGUUGACACUCAAAGAGCUCUUAAUAUUUAGACGCUUUUGUCAUGUUCUUGGUGUGACCCGAUUUAUUCCACCAUUCCAAUCUGUUCCAUUGUGAUGUCAACUGCAAUGGAAAAACGAAGAAAAUGGAAUUUUGUAACGAAAACACGCUAGUCCCAAUAUAAGUCUAGCGAGAGUAGCUUUGAAAAAACGACAAAAAAAACUCAUCAACGCCAUGAUUAGGGAACAUGGCCUUCUCCGGUUUGUUUAAUAGUAGGUAUUCUAAUAAAUUAAUGCAACUUCGAAUAUUUAUUUCAAGAUUUUUAAAAUGUUUAUCUACUUAUAUUUUUUAAAUCAGAAAAAAAUAUUUUUUUAUGAUGUUUAUAAAGUUUAAAGAUAUUGUUAAUGUUAAAUGAUGUGAAAUAAAACAUUGAUUUAUUUAAA
This is a messenger RNA of Leptidea sinapis, 3084 nucleotides long. It is a transcript of the gene D2hgdh, whose product is annotated as D-2-hydroxyglutarate dehydrogenase, mitochondrial. Gene Ontology annotation, cellular component: mitochondrion. The transcript has 9 exons. NCBI's taxonomy places the organism in Eukaryota, Metazoa, Arthropoda, Insecta, Lepidoptera, Pieridae. Bases 309 to 1826 code for a protein of 505 amino acids. Gene Ontology annotation, molecular function: catalytic activity; FAD binding. The record is from RefSeq and is a predicted model, not a curated record.